AUGCCUGCCCCCAUUAACACUAUUACCACGACCUCCACCAUUGAGAUCGAGCCGGUCGAAAAUUCCUCUACCACGCCAGCACCCCUUGAUCCAGAGCAAGUUGAGCUUAUAGGCAUGCUUGUAGAGGCUCUCGCCACAUCGCGUGCCUCGUCUAUGGACCCACUUGCUCUUCACACUGCCAUUACCCAAACGCACCCCCAUCUCAAGACGAAGCACAGUAAAAAAGAAUGGCUUGACCUCAUUCCAGUCAUGCUUGAAGCGGGCCGCGAGCGAUGCGGGAUGUUCGAAAAAGUUCAGAGUAGUGGGACGGACGGGGAAAAGCAGGCAAGGUGGUUUUAUGUCUCUGAAAGGGACGAAGACCGUGAGCGUGCGGAGCUACUGGAGGAGCUUAUGCCAAAGCAGAAAAGGAACGAGACGAAGAAAUUCAAGAAGUAUUAUUAUGCACCACUGCAGAAGGUUUCAAGGUGGGACUCGGAGGAUGCGAUUUGA
Suillus plorans is the source of this 489-nucleotide messenger RNA. RefSeq lists its product as uncharacterized. The transcript has a single exon. The record is from RefSeq and is a predicted model, not a curated record. The coding region runs from base 1 to 489 and encodes 162 amino acids. NCBI's taxonomy places the organism in Eukaryota, Fungi, Basidiomycota, Agaricomycetes, Boletales, Suillaceae.